Messenger RNA from Nerophis ophidion (straightnose pipefish), 6871 nucleotides. RefSeq names its product transcription factor AP-4 (activating enhancer binding protein 4) (gene tfap4). NCBI's taxonomy places the organism in Eukaryota, Metazoa, Chordata, Actinopteri, Syngnathiformes, Syngnathidae. Gene Ontology annotation, cellular component: nucleus. The transcript has 7 exons. Gene Ontology annotation, biological process: regulation of transcription by RNA polymerase II. The coding region runs from base 629 to 1495 and encodes 288 amino acids. The record is from RefSeq and is a predicted model, not a curated record. Gene Ontology annotation, molecular function: protein dimerization activity; DNA-binding transcription factor activity, RNA polymerase II-specific; RNA polymerase II cis-regulatory region sequence-specific DNA binding.
CAUAUUUGUAGUAGUAGUUUACUUCAAGUAUCUUUAGAAAAAGCAAAGAAAGUUGAAGUAAAGUCCAGAUGUGGAAAAAUAUUUAAUUAUUAAAACACAUAAGAAGGAUAAAAUACAUAAUGAUUAGAUUUUUCAUAUCUAAAAACAAAUGAAUUACCUCACUUUCUUGUCAUCAUAAUAAAAUGAUGAAUUUACUGGUCUUAUUUUUGUAUGGUAUUGAUCAUCUUUAUCUCAUGUACUAAAUAAUUUUAUAGCAGUUUAUUUUUGAACACAACCAAACCAAAAAUACUCUCCAGCUAUAUCAUUCAAACAAGAAAGUGUCUUCAAUACAUCAAACAUGCAAUACCUAACAAUGAACACAGCUACAGUUGUGUGCGCCCUAAAAUCUUUCCCUAAUUACAAUAAUAUUUGAUAUGUAUUUAACCCUCAAAUUUACUUCAUAUUUGGACAUUUGAAUGCUUUUGUUGGAUGUGCACUAACUUAUGUCACGUGUUUGCACGAUUGUUUGCACUGAUGUGGCUGAGGCACUACAGAUAAGAGCCCGGCCAGAGAGGCUCACUGGAAUCCUGGGCUUGAUGCAGAGGAAAUGUACUGAGAAUGUCGCCUCACCCUCUUCAACAGCAUAGGGAUGACAGUCGCCAAAAUCGGUCUGGCCAACAUUCCUCUAACCCCAGAAACAGCCCGCGACCAAGAGAGGCGGAUUCGCAGAGAGAUCGCCAACAGCAACGAGCGUCGGCGCAUGCAGAGCAUCAACGCCGGUUUUCAGUCGCUCAAAACGCUCAUCCCGCACAGUGAUGGGGAGAAGCUCAGCAAGGCCGCCAUCUUGCAACAAACAGCGGACUACAUUUUCGCUUUGGAGCAGGAGAAGACACGGUUACUGCAGCAGAACAAUCAACUCAAGCGAAUCAUACAAGAGCUAAGUGGCUCCUCCCCAAAACGGAGGCGCGUGGAAGAGAAGGACGAAGGCAUCGGCUCGCCUGACAUCCUAGAGGAGGAGAAAACGGACGAACUGAGGAGGGAGAUGGUCGAGCUGAGGCAGCAGCUGGAGAAAGAGCGCUCCACUAGGUUGAUGCUGGAAGACCAGAUGCACUCCAUCGACGCUCACUUGUACCCGGAAAAACUGAAGUCUCUCGCCCAGGAGGUCCAGGAACAGCAACAUAAGCAGCUGGAAAGGGACCUCACACCUGUUCACAGCCCACAGGUGUUUGCCCCGGCGACCCCUCCCGCCCCCACACACCACCCCACUGUCAUCGUCCCCGCGCCUGCCCAACCUCAGCAGCCCCAUCACGUCACCGUGGUAACCAUGGGCCCGGCGUCUGUCAUCAACACGGUCUCCACAUCCCGACAGAACCUGGACACCAUUGUUCAAGCGAUCCAGCACAUCGAGGGCACCCAUGGGAAAAGUUGCGAGGAGGAGCAGCGGCGGGCGGUCAUCGUGUCCUCGGGACGCGCCCUCUCUGACAACGACGAGCUUGACGACUCCUCGCUGCCAUGAGUCCGCACACCCGCCUACAUGCAUAAGACAAGAGACUUUUAAAAUAGGGCUGGUAGACACGUUGAAGCACUCGUACGUACAGUACAUUCGUACGAACAAGUACAGUAUAGUACCGUGAUAGGCAGCCACCACUUAAUCCAUGCCGCUUAUCUACAUACACAUAUUUAACUUGUAGAUGGGUUACUAGAGCAGCUAAAAGACUGAUCGUAUAAAUACUCUCAUGCUGGGUGUUACUCGUCAAGCUGUACAUCUUGUUUCCCACUAGAGGGCGUGCUCGAGCAAAAUGAGGACCCGAGAGUGACCACACUUUUUUUUUUUUUUAAACACUGUGAGCCAUCUUCUACGCUUCUCUCUCUUGUACAGGGGAGAACGCACUUAACCAGUUUUAUCUUCUGUUUGUGUGUCACCAUUAUUGCUGGGCUGGGUUCCCAGUACACUCCUCCAUCCCCGACAUAAAGGCUUGUUAAUUAAGCUUAUCAGUGGGCACUUUGGAGUGUUGCUAUGUGCUUCUGUCCCCCCCGUCCUCUCUUUUAGCAUUUAGCUUAGCAGUGCAGCUGAGACUCUGGAAGUCUGGAGCAGCACCAAACUUAAUGCCUCCCAUGGGAAGGCACACUUAAAUGUUUCCGCCAUUAUUAGGCACACAAAACUCACACACACACACACACACAAUCGCGUUUGAUCAAUCAUAACCCCCCAACUCCAUUGCUAGUUUUCCUUAAAGCUUUGUGCUAUGUACUUUUUCUUAAUUACACAUUCCUGCAACGAUCAUACUUAUAAUUUUGAUGUUAAUUGUCUAAAAUGUAGAAAUGUGUCAUAAAUGCAAGUACAGUGGAACCAACAAAGUCCAACGCUACAAAGGUUGUAGAAUUUUCCUGGAAACUGUCACAGUUUAUCUUUUCUUGUACUAUUUUUUUUUUUCUUCUCGUAAGCAACUCGUUGAAAUCUUAAAUGUAUCCUACUAAAAUUACAGUUAUUUGUAAAGAGGAUAAGUUCGGAGAACCCCGAUAAAAAGCCAAAUCCUGCAACGAAUAGCCUAAAAAAAUUAUUAAUUGGAUGGACAGCACAAUUCAGUUUUAUGGUAAUCGACUGCAACGGUUCACACCAUUUUUUUCACCAAGUACCACCUCGGAAAAAAACGUGGCUCUCUAAGUACAAUAUUUAAUUAAGUAAUUCUUUGGUAGAUUACUAGAUCAGGGGUCUGCAACCUUUACUAUCAAAAGAGACAUUUUGUCACCUCUUUCACUAAAGAAAAAUAAUAUAGAGCCGCAAAACUUAACGCAGCUUAUGAACAUUUAAUCUUUUUUAUUUUACAGGAAAAGCAAUCAGUCCACAGUAAAUUAAACUUGUUUCCUUUUCUUCUUUUAUUUUGGUAAGUAUUUAUAGUUGGAUAUCUAUGGAUGUUCUUAUUAAUCCAGGUCAUUGUAUUCUCAGGGCAUUUAAUCGACCGCAACUGGACUGUUUUGUUUCAACAGUUGUUUGGUUUACUUUUUUCCUCACUACGAUUAAGCUGAACCAUCCUUGCUCAGUCACACAGAGUUUAAAUAUUUGGGGUUUUGGCACCAACCGCUAGACCAGGCCUGGACCAUUAUUUUGACUCGGGGGGGCCACAUUAAGAGAAAAAAAUGUAUCUAUUUUUAUGAACACUAAUACAAAACCUUACAAUAAUGACUGACUGAAUGCUAAAAACGUUUUGACAGACCGCCUUAAAAAACGUAAUGGAAUUUUAAAUUGUUCUAUGAACGAUAAAACACUGAAUACUGACAAAAUAUGAAUGCAACACCGCCCCUUUCGAUUGACAUAUUUUACAAUCAAGUGAAACUUAACAAAAAUGCAACAGUGAAAUAUGAACGCGGAGGGUACAAAAUAAACCCACCUUACAAUCUGAUAGCUGAUAUUUACUGAAUUUUCCCCAGGGAUCAAUAAAAUACUUUCUAUUCUAUACAUCACUAAGCUUUAGAACUUUGUUGUGAAAAUCUCUUUCCGCGUCUGUGGAAACACUCCCCACCCACACCGCUUGGUGCCUCGUCUGAGCUGCUGUGACGUAGAUGACCAUAGCAACUAAUUAGAUGACCAUAGUAACUAAUUAGAUGACUAUAGUAACUGGUAAAUCAUCUAUAAACGCAGAUUGCAACCAUUGAAAUACUUUGUAUAGUUGAAGACUUACGGUCAUUAGAAAACAUGACUGCACAUCAUAAUGGCAGCUACACUUACAUCUUAAAGAUCUAAAAAAUGUAUUUGGGAAUGUCCGGCGGGCCUUAAUUUGUCCAGGUCUGCGCUUGACUGUAUCUGACCAAUCUAAGUCUAUGAGCAUGAACUAAGUAAAGCCUACUUGGAUGAGAGGCGAAACGUCUUCUAAGACAAACCAACCAGUCCAGUUGCGAUCGAUUGAAUGCCCUGAGAUUAUUUAUGGUUAGGUUACCCAAGGUGUUGCACACUCGAGAACACAAUGAGUUCCAGUCUUUUUUACUUGCCUUCCUUGCGCCCCAGGACUCAGCCUGUGUGUAUUUUACGGCCUUACAGACAGUCGAAAAUUCUAGAGCUUUUUUUUGUUUUAAAAAUGCUUACUUUUCUUACCCCAGGAUUAAAAAUAUUCAAGGUAGCCACAACAAGGCCCGCCGGUUGCAGACACCUGCACUCGAUGGAGCCCGCGUACCACUGCUUUACUAGAUUGCAGAAAUUCUUGUUACAUUUUGAAAACACGUUUUGCAUAAAAGUACCUCUUCAACUUGUCAAAUUACGACUUUUUUCAUGAACUGUACUCAAAACUCGACAUUGAAUAAUACAAUUGUUUUUUAAUUGUGAAUGACAAGUUAAUUCCAAUGACACUAUUUAGAAAAUUAAAAUGUAAUUAUCUUACAGUUACAAUUAAUUUUUCCCAAUAAAAUUGCAAUUCUAUUCUCGUGAAUUACAACUUUGUUUUACAUUCUUGUACAGUUCCUUAUUUUUUAGUGUACAGUUACAAAAAUUACAACUUUUCUAUGUUCUCGUGACGUCACUUAUUACUCGUAAAAUUGCAGUUGAAUUCCAAUACAAUUACUAUUAUUACCAAUUUUUCUGACGAAAUUACACAUGCAAAAUGUGAGUUUCCUUUUAAUUCGACUUUUAUCAUGAAAUACAUAUCCAUUGCAAAACACGGGUUUGUUUUUGUAAAGUACAACUUCAUUGCCUAAUGUUUAAACCUUUAUGAUAUUAAUUCUGAAACUCUGUUCAGAAUUUUUGGGGGAUAAAAUGACAUUUUUAAGACUCUUCAAUUAAAAGUUUUACUUCUUGCUGUAAAUGGAAAGUUUAUCCUCGUAAAUUUACAAUAAUGACUUUUCUCAUAAAUACCUAAUCUUUAUUCACUCAAUACACUAUAGCGAAGAUCUAAGUAAAAUUACAUUUUAAAUUGGUCUUAUUUUGACUUCUUUUCAAAUAUUAUGGAUGGAAAAUUAAACAUUUAAUAACUGACCAUUUUUGUCUUUAACCUUCGUCUUGUGUUAAGGUCGGCACCGACCCGUUUUAGUUUUUAAAUGCAUAAAAACACCACAUUUAUUUUUUUGCAUCAAAGCUUUUUGACUUUGUCAGGAACCUCUUCGUCGACAAAAUAAAACAUUUAAAUUUUUUUCACUAAAUAAUAAAAUGCUCUGGUAGAAAUUAUGCCCUUGGUGUUGUUGGGGUCGGUUUCGACCCAGUUAUAAAAAUAAGAUGAUAAAGCAAUGAUAAGAGCCAAAACUGAACACACUGACAGCCAGCUCCUCUCCCAAUCAUGUGAGCUUUAGUGGAUUCUCAUUUUACCUUGUUAUCCUAUACAAAAACAAACAAAAGACGGACACUAAAAGUGUCACUUUUUGCCACUCUGAUUUUGUUUUUUUAUUAGUUUUGGAACUAGUAAUUUAUUUCUCUUGGUUUCAUUUGCUUGAUUGGUUGUUUGUUUGAUGUUGGAUUUCUGUUGCUGCAAAAAAUACUUUUUAGCCUUUUUCUUGAAGUAAAUAUAAAUAGUUCGAAAUUGACCCGUAACACCAUAGAUGUUACUGUAGUUAAAAUUCUUAAAAUGAAAAAAUGAAUAAAACACAUUUAUUUAAGAGAUGUGUUCUAAUACCCCUUAGUAAUAGUUAGGUAACACAACAUUUUUUUUAUUUAUAUGAUUCUCUUGAGGUUCGUUUUACCAUUUUUAAAAAUUGAAAUCGAGGGGUAUACUGACAAAAAAAAGGCCCAAUUGCCCAAACCAAAAAUAUUAAAACCAAUAUUUUCAAGGAUAAGGAAGCCUAACAAGGUAACCAAGAGAUGAGAAACAAAUUGGAUGAUAGAUAAUUGUUUUUAGUGUAUUUUACAGCUGAUUUAAGACAUGGGUCAAAACCGACCCGUUAACAUAAGAGAUGGUGACAGAAAGCUAACACAAGAGGAAGGUUAAAAAGUUGUAACUUUUGUUGACAAUGUUAUUUUCCCACAAAUCAAGGGUAUUUUCAACACCCAUCAGGCACAAGACAUUGAUACAACGUUGAUUAUACGUACAUGUCCUUUAAAACUGAUUUUGAAACAACCUUGCAAUAUAGUUGUAUUUGUAACAUGAGACCACGUUGAUGUUGGUUGGGAAAUGACCAAAUUUUAAUGGUCCAGUAAACGUCACAACCUGACAGUAAACAAACAUCAAAAAUUAUGUUUUUUCAACGUUGUAUUUGUGUUGUAGAAUAUUGGCUGGGGAAUGACCGAAUCAACAUCAAAACACAACAUUGUUUAAACAUCGUCAAAUAGCAUGUUUUGAAUUGCUCAACCUCAGGACCUAAUUUAGCAAGUUCUCAAAGUUGUUUCAAUGUCUUGUUCCUCCUGGGAUGGCCAGUACAUUUAAUAUAUUUAGUAUGGUGAUGGAUUGUCCAGGAACAGAUUGUUCCAGUUUUUGUGUUUGACUUUAGAGGUUCCACUGUAGCUGCUGGAGCUCAUGAUUCCAAAUACUUUUGACCACUCAAACAUUCCAUUUCAAUUCAACACUUUUGUCAUUUAUAUGCUAUAUUUUCUGCCAUAUCUCAAACUCUGACAUAGUCACUGUUUUCACCUUAGCCCUUUAAAAAGAAAAAUCCUCACCCUGACUUGAAAUGAGGGUCUUCCUUAAAAAAAAAAAAAGAUUGGCACGAAAAAUGUGCUUUUUAAUGUUUUAUUCCAUUUCAAGCACUUACUCGACUGGUGCCGCACUUUUUCUUCUUAAAAAAAGGCACCAUUGUUGUUACAGUAUGUCAUAACUCCAUAUAUAGCCCAUCAAUUUUCAUCUUUUACAGCCCACCCCUACCCCGUCCCUUCUUUUUACUGUCUGCUUAUGUUUUUGUAUGAGAAAAGUUUGGGGGAUUAAGAGGCUUGUGCCUUUGUAAAGACAGACUAAUAAAGUUUGUACUUUGUUUUUUUUAA